AUGGCUCAGGCUAUGCAUAACCAACCGGAUGCUGACGAGAAUGCUGGAUCUCGUAGUUUGGCGACUUUCCAAAGGGAGAAUCCGCCAGUGUUUAAGGGUACGCAUGACCCUGAUGGUGCUCUUGAUUGGUUGAAAGAGCUCGAGCGAAUCUUCCGUGUUAUGGAUUGCACUCCUGCUCAGAAGGUCAGAUAUGGCACUCAUAUGCUGGCUAAGGAAGCUGAUGAUUGGUGGUUGGAGACACUGGCUAGGUUGGAGUUUUCCGGUGAGGAAGUCCCUUGGAAUGUGUUCCGUAGGGAAUUUCUGAGGAAGUACUAUCCUGAAGAUGUUCGGGGUAAGAAAGAGAUAGAAUUCCUAGAGUUGACGCAAGGGAACAAGUCUGUGACUGAGUAUGCUGCCAAGUUCACUGAGUUGAUUAAGUUCUAUCCUCACUUUGAUGGCGAAGGUGCUGAAUUUUCUAAGUGCAUCAAGUUUCAGAAUGGGUUACGCUCGGAUAUCAAGAAGGCUGUUGGGUACCAAAAGAUCCGUUUGUUUCCUGAUUUGGUUGACAGUUGUAGGAUCUUUGAGGAAGAUAGUAAUGCUCAUCACAAGAUGGUUAGUGAUAGAAGGGGCAAGAAUCAACAAAGCCGUGGGAAACCGUAUAAUGCUGGUAAAGGGAAACAAAGAGUUACUCAUGGUCAGAGGUCUAGUGGGGGAGAUGCUCCUGCUAGGAUUGUAUGUUUCAAAUGUGGUCAACCUGGUCAUAAGAGCAAUGCUUGUACUGCUGAUGCGAGGAAGUGUUUCAGAUGUGGUAAGAUGGGACAUGCAAUGUCUGAUUGGAAGCAUAAGGACAUGAUAUGUUUCACGUGUGGCGAAGAGGGACACAUUGGUAGCCAGUGUCCAAAGAAGAAGGCACAAUCCGGUGGAAAGAGGUACAUGUUUCAUUAA
Molecule: messenger RNA, 924 nt
Organism: Vicia villosa (hairy vetch)
Lineage: Eukaryota; Viridiplantae; Streptophyta; Magnoliopsida; Fabales; Fabaceae
Exons: 2
Coding region: 1-924 (307 amino acids)
Molecular function (GO): zinc ion binding; nucleic acid binding
Source: RefSeq, a predicted model, not a curated record